Guyanagaster necrorhizus is the source of this 1098-nucleotide messenger RNA. RefSeq lists its product as uncharacterized. The transcript is spliced from 14 exons. NCBI's taxonomy places the organism in Eukaryota, Fungi, Basidiomycota, Agaricomycetes, Agaricales, Physalacriaceae. The record is from RefSeq and is a predicted model, not a curated record. The coding region runs from base 1 to 1098 and encodes 365 amino acids.
AUGGCAACUGGAGGUCUUGAUCUUGCGGGAUUCUCACAGGCGAGGGCAGAGCGGAAUGCGUAUCUCGCGUGUGCAGCUUUGAUUGUGUAUGAAUACUUCUUGCAGCUAGAUGCGGAGGUCGUGUUCUUUUGGCAACAAAGGUGGUCGCUAGCGAAGGCUCUUUUCCUAUGGAGUCGAUAUUAUGGUCUGGCCUUCAAUGUGUUCGUAGGUACCCUUGAUUUGCGCGGCAUGAAUGGGCGUUACUCACCUCCGGAUAGUAUUUAUGCAGCCUCAGCCUUCUAUGAAUCUGUGCGUAUCGAUAAGGAUUUGCUGAAGAGAUGGCACCCCUCAAAUUUUUAUAGAUGCAACACAUUCUUUCACUGGCAAAACACUGGAGCAAGCUUACAGGUCAUCACUUCCCACGUGAUUCUCGAGCUUCGAUUAUAUGCGAUGUAUCAAAGUUCAAGAUACAUUCUUUGCCUAUUUGUUUUUCUGACCUUUGGAGAAGCGUUGGCCAUGGGACUAGUCUUUGGCAUCCCUAACAAGAACUUGGUCGGCACGAACGAACCUUUUCCUGAAUUGUUCAUUUGUGCCGACGCCGACCCACUGGAUGGUUCCCACUGGGUUGUCUAUUAUUGGAUGUCUAUCCUCAUCAUCGAAAGCACCUUAUUUUCUCUUGCGCUAUGGAAAGCAUGGCAGCAUCGACCAUCGGCCCAAGGCAGCAAGUUGAUGCAACAGCUCACUCGAGACUCUGCGAUGUACUUUGCCGUACUCUUCUGCAUUUACUUGGUGAAUCUCAUAAUGUGGGUCAGGAAUCGGAUUACUCUGGAUGAAUUGAUGACAGCAUUUUCAUUCGUGAUCUCGAGCAUAUUCGCCAAUAGACUCGUUAUCUCUGUGCGCUCGAACCACUAUCGAGCUAUAAGACCGGAACUCGACACAUAUAUGAUGUCCGGCAUAAAGUUCCACACCGUUCAGAUGAAGACAAAAGGGACGACAACUACGGGCGAGUUCACCACAGAUUACACGACCACAGGAACGGAUUCCUCCACAGACACUGAACUCAUGGACUUACGAACAUUUCACCAAAAUAACAAGUUCAACCAUGUUGUCGGGGUGUGA